Molecule: messenger RNA, 1008 nt
Organism: Arctia plantaginis
Lineage: Eukaryota; Metazoa; Arthropoda; Insecta; Lepidoptera; Erebidae
Source: the annotation of a GenBank genome assembly
AUGAGGCGAGCAGGUCGGAGGGGUAAUGUAACUCUUAAGUUCUCCGUGGAAGGUGGAUAUCACUGCCUAACCUGUAACGUAAUUGUUUCUGAAAACUGUAUUAUAGAACACUUGAAGUCAGCUGAGCAUAAUAGUGCUAUUGUUAAAAAGGACUUAAGUCAAUAUACUCACAGUAAUGAAAUCAACGCAGAAGAAAAGGUACAAAAGAAUAAAAUCAAAAAAGAGGGCAAUAGUGACCUUGUGAAAGAGAAGCCUGAGACAAAAACAUUGACGAGCAAAAAAUCUAGUCCUGAUGAAAACAAAUUAAGCUCAGGGCCUCUACUGAUGAAAGAGAAGCCGGUUUCUUCGAAGUCUAUAACUCAAGAAAUGGAAACCUUCGCGAAGCAUCACGGCUUGUCUGUUAAUAAGUUUAAUCAUACAGUUUAUUGUAGAUUAUGUAGUUCACAAGUUCCUGCCACCAUGAACUGUGUGAAAGAACACGUAUUAGGAAAGAAGCACAAGGAUAACUCUCUGAAACAUUCCUCCUCCAGUCAACGCAACAAAAAAAAUAUUAAAAAAAUAAAUAUGAAAGACUUCAUAACAAGAGUUAGUCGAUUUGAAAAUUUGGAAGGCAUGUUUAUAAUUAUUAACGAACAAUUUUAUCUUAAAUCUGGAGAUUUUUUCGGAGUAUCAUUAUUUUCUGGUAAACUCGUUUGUCAGUUUUGUCAUAUAGAUCUAAACGAAGAAAAUUUAGAGGCACACAUAAAGUCUACACUACAUAAAAAUCUACUGGAAAAUAGUUUUGUUAUUACUUCAUUGGAAGACGAGUUUGUAAGACAGGUGAAGUCUGAUUUGUACCACUGUGGCUAUUGUGGUGUUGUGGAGAGCGACUUUGACGAGAUGUUGGAUCACCUGGCCACCACUCGACACAAGAUGUGCAGGGCUGAAAGUGAAAAGAUUCUACAACGUUUGAAGAUGGAAGAAUUCAUUAGAUUUCAUAAUUUUAUGGCGUUUUUAGCUCACUUUUAA